AUGGCGAAAGCUUCCCAUACAUUGCAAAAAGGUGCUGUCGUCCAGCACACCGCCAAAGCCCAUAACCUGAAAGGUCAACUGCCUGAAGGGAGCAUGGAAUCUUUGGCAACAACCAUUCGUUUCGUCACGCUGAACUGCCGAACACUAUCGAGUGAACUCCAACAAACCACCCUGUCUAGGCUUCUGCGAUAUCUCUGUGCGCCUUUUGCUGCACUGCAGGAAACACACAUGAGAGAUCGGCCCGUCAUCAGCAUCGAAAAUUACACCAUAUACUGCGGCGAUGCUGAUGAGAACAAACUAGGUGGUUGUGUGAUAGCUGUGAGGAACGAUUACCAGAACCUGGUGGAGGAAUUUGGCUCAACGUCGUCUAGAUGCGCCUUCGUACGACUGCGAGAUCGCAGAGGACUAAACUCUGGAUCGUAA
Molecule: messenger RNA, 423 nt
Organism: Necator americanus (New World hookworm)
Lineage: Eukaryota; Metazoa; Nematoda; Chromadorea; Rhabditida; Ancylostomatidae
Exons: 1
Coding region: 1-423 (140 amino acids)
Source: RefSeq, a predicted model, not a curated record